Messenger RNA from Python bivittatus (Burmese python), 457 nucleotides. The record is from RefSeq and is a predicted model, not a curated record. NCBI's taxonomy places the organism in Eukaryota, Metazoa, Chordata, Lepidosauria, Squamata, Pythonidae.
UCAGAAAAACGCUCGCUGCCCCCAGUCCAGACCCACCGAUUCCGCCUCUGGGCUGGAAGCAUCUGCGUCUUUCUCGUCUCUCUUGGGGGUUGCUUGUGGGGCAGCAUCCAUGGGCUCUGCUGGGGUCCCCCUGCUGCUGCUGGUGGGGGCGCUGUCCCGGAUCCCUGGAAGUGAAGGGGGUCGGGAGCCCCCCGCCCAUUUCUUGUGUCAGGCAAAGCUCGACUGCCACUUCCUCAACGGGACGCAGCGGGUGCGCUACCUGAAGAGGUUCUUCUACGACCGGCAGGAGAUUGACCGCUUCGACAGUGACCUCGGGGAGUUCGUGUCCAUCACCCCGUUGGGGCAGGCUGACUAUUGGAACACCCGCCAGGACAUGCUGCAGGUUGCGAGGGCUGAAGUGAAUCGUUUCUGCCGAUACAACUACGAGGCAGCCAAGACAGGGCUUGUGAUUGGCUGG